CGACUCGGUCAACAUAAAUUUGUUUUUGAUAGUUCUAAUCAGCUGAUGCGGCUGGUAUCACGAGCGAGUCAGUUUACUACGUUUUUGCGCAUCAAAUGCAACGAAAGAGCAAUAGCGAUAUUAACAAUAGUAGCGAAAACAACGGCGCUGCGGAAAUGCAAUGCUGUACACUGCUCCAAGAUGCAGCUGCCUAUCAACCGGAUACGCUGGAUCUCAACACAGAUGCCAAGGCGGCGCAAUAUUGGUUUGAAAAAUUUCGUGAGUUGAUUAUAAAAUUUGCCCAACAAGCGGUGGUCAGCCAAGUGGACGAUGAAACGGCUGAGGACCGGGCGGCGCAAUUUAAAGCGGCGUACCUGAAAAAGCUAAACGAAUAUCAGAGCAAUAUCGCCAAGAACAGCGGAAAGACUGUGUUGGGUACACGAGAGCUUCUUCAAUUGAACGAAAUACAAUUGCGGCGCUUUGGCUUCACCGAUCCUUGGCUGCGUCAGAAGCAGGUGGAGAACGCAACGGCCAAGGCACGCCUUAAAGACCGCUUGCAGGAGAUCGAUGCCAUCGAGAAUGAUGAUCUGCGUUGGACAGAGCUCGUCCGUGGAGUGCUGGCGGGCAACAUGUUCGAUUGGGGCGCUCAAGCUAUAGCAAGCAUUUUGGAACAGGACAGUACCUUUGGAUUGCAUGCGGCAUUGGAUCGAAUAGAGCGUAGACCGUGGCUAGUUGACGAUCUCGAUGCGUGGCUGCAACGUCUACAUGUAAUGCCGCAGCAGUUGCCACACAAGUGUGCCGUCAUCUUCGUGGACAACAGCGGCGUCGAUGUAGUGCUCGGCGUGCUGCCCUUUGCGCGUGAGCUGCUCAAGCGUGGCACCAAAGUGCUGCUCUGCGCCAACAGUGAGCCCUCUCUAAAUGACGUCACUAGUCGCGAACUGACGACCCUGUUGGACGACUGUGCUUGUCAGUGCAGUGUUUUGAGCACCGCCUGGUCAACGGGCCGUCUGCUUGUCUAUGCGAACGGCCAGAGCGGACCCUGCCUGGAUAUGCGCGCCCUGCCCCAAGAGCUGUGCGACGCCAUCACCGCCAAUGAGACUGAUCUGCUCGUCAUCGAGGGCAUGGGCCGAGCGGUUCAUACCAAUCUGAAUGCCCGAUUCAAUUGCGAAACCCUAAAGCUGGCCGUGGUAAAGAAUAAUUGGCUGGCCAAAUAUUUGGGCGGCGAUAUGUUUGCGGUCAUUUGCAAGUACGAGAAUAGCUAAUGCUGGAAGGCAGAAAACAGGUUGUUGUUGAUCUUUUUAUUUAUAAAGGCGUGCGCCAUUAAUUUUAAAAAUUAUUGUUUAUCCAAACUGAGAUUUUUAGUUGUGUACAUCAUCCCAGUGUCUCUUAUGUCUGUCUAACGGAAACGCGGUUGGACCGCGACGCCUAUUCGACUGUACUCUAAAUAUAUUACCAACAAACUGUUCCCAUCACUUUUGAUUUUGGUAAUAACAGCGACGCCAUUGCGGCCAUGUAAUUGUCUGAUUACAUAAAACAAUGAACAUUUGUUUGCUGCAACCAUUAUUGUCAAUUGUUUUGGUUCGAGAAGGGGAGUAACUACUUACCUAUUAAUAUUAAUACAUACAUACCUAAGCAAACAUUUAAAUGAUUAAAACAAAGCAAAGCAAAUCUAAACCAUAAA
Molecule: messenger RNA, 1660 nt
Organism: Scaptodrosophila lebanonensis
Lineage: Eukaryota; Metazoa; Arthropoda; Insecta; Diptera; Drosophilidae
Product: pantothenate kinase 4
Exons: 1
Coding region: 96-1241 (381 amino acids)
Biological process (GO): coenzyme A biosynthetic process
Cellular component (GO): cytosol; nucleus
Molecular function (GO): ATP binding; pantothenate kinase activity
Source: RefSeq, a predicted model, not a curated record